UAGUUAGUUGGUACUUAACAGCGCUGGCGUGGCGAUGCUGAAGGCGGGUUUACGAAACCUACUGCGUAGAAGGUCGAGGAUUAAUAUUCAUAACCUGCGCAUUUGUUAGUGGGACCUAUCAAUACAACGUAAUUAAAAAUCUGGACAAACCAUCGCUAUUGGAAAUUUACGUGGCACCUACUUAAUUCGUAUUCAUGAGCGUAGCCUUCGGCGUAGUAUGAUUAAAUGUCUGAGCGUAUGACAAACUUUAAAACCGUUCGCACUUCGCAUAUACAGAGACGAUGAGCGUUGCAUGUAACAUUGUUUGCUGCACUUUUCUAAACUUGCAAUAGAGAAUGGACAAGCGACCGACUUCGCCUCAGUCAAACGCUGAAACUCCAGACAGUCCAACAGGAGCUCAUGUUGAAUGGUGCAAACAACUAAUUGCAGCCACAAUGUCCAGUCAAAGCUGUGGACCCAUCAGCUCAGAGAUGAUUUCCAGGGAAUAUAAGGCUCUCAGAGAAGGAAAUAAGCAGGCUCAGAUGGAAGAGGCUCCGCGUAUUCCUGGAGAAACGAUCAAAGCUAUUGUCAAAGAUGUCAUGUACAUCUGUCCAUUCUCUGGGGUCAUAAGGGGCACCUUAACCAUCACUGACUUCAAGCUCUACUUUAAGAGUCUGACAAGGGAUUCUCCAUUUGUACUGGAUGUUAAUCUUGGAGCCGUAAGCAGACUGGAGUCUAUCGCGGUUCAGAGUCACGGGGAUGACACUCAAGGACUUGAGAUAGUCUGCAAGGACUUGAGAACCCCACGGUUUGCAUACAAGAAGGAGGGACAAAGCAAUUUGGAAAUGUUUAAAAUAUUGUCAAAGUAUGCGUUCCCGCUUUCCCACAACUUGCCUCUCUUUGCCUUUAAGUACAGAGAGACAUUUCCAGAGGAUGGAUGGAAAAUCUACGACCCAGUUGCUGAGUACAAGAGACAGGGUCUUCCGAACGAGAGCUGGAUCAUCAGUAAAGUUAACAGUGGUUAUGAGGUGUGUGAAACGUAUCCUGCUCUGCUGGUCCUGCCUUCAAACGUCACAGAGGAUGAACUGAAGAGAGUUGCAGCUUUUAGGGCCAAACGUCGUUUCCCUGUGCUUUCCUGGAUUCAUCCUGAGAGUCAGGCCGCUAUUGUGCGUUGUGGUCAGCCACAGGUGGGUCCAUCAGACCGCCGAUGUAGGGAGGAUGAACGGUACCUGCAAACAAUACUUGAUGCCAAUGCUCAAUCUCACAAGCUCUGCAUUUUUGAUGCUCGCCAAAGUACUGUGGCUGACACCAACAAAGCCAAAGAUGGAGGAUAUGAGAAUGAGAGUUUCUACAUCAAUGUGGAGCUGAACUUUCUGGAAAUACCCAACAUACAUGUGAUGAGAGAAUCCUUAAGGAAACUCAAGGAGGUGGUGUAUCCUGCCAUUGACCAACAACACUGGUUCUCAAAUGUGGAUGCCACUCACUGGCUAGAAUACGUCAGGCUCUUGCUAGCUGGUGCUGUUCGGAUUGCCGACCGAAUCGAGUCAGGGAAGACAUCAGUGGUGGUCCACUGCAGUGAUGGCUGGGACCGCACAGCUCAGCUCACCUCUCUGGCUAUGCUCAUGCUAGACGCACACUACCGAUCGCUUAAAGGCUUCCAGGUGCUGUUGGAGAAGGAGUGGCUGAGCUUCGGGCACCGCUUUGCUUCGCGUGUGGGACAUGGAGAUGGGAAUCAUGCAAACUCUGAGCGCUCGCCUCUGUUUGUUCAGUUUAUAGAUUGUGUCUGGCAAAUGACCCGGCAGUUUCCUUCUGCAUUUGAGUUCAAUGAGCUAUUUCUCAUCACGGUACUCGAUCACCUGUUCAGUUGCCUGUUUGGGACAUUUCUUUACAACAGUGAGCAAGAACGGGUUUCAAAGGAGGUUUACAACAAGACUGUGUCUUUGUGGUCAUAUGUGAACAGCCAGAUUGAGGAAUUUACCAACCCACUGUAUGUGAACUACGAGCACCACGUUUUAUAUCCAAUUGCCAGUCUUAGACAUCUAGAGCUUUGGGUCAGUUAUUAUGUGCGCUGGAACCCUCGCAUGAGGCCACAGGUUCCUAUACAUCAGAGUUUAAAGGAGUUGUUGGUCCUAAAGUCAGAGCUGCAGAAAAGAGUGGAGGAUCUAAAACAAGAUGCAGCUUCAUCAAAUUCUCUUUCCUCCUCAGAGCAUGAAGGCAUGCCCAUGCAAACUACUGUCUGAGUGUGUCUCAUUUGGUAAACUUUGUAGUCGUAAAUGAUAUUUGCUCCCAUCUCUGUUGUCACAUUCGGAUAAUAACAAUGUUUACAUAUAAUACAAUUCUAGUGUAAUGCUUGGAAAAUAACCACAUUGUGGUCAUUGAUGCCCCCUAUAGGAACUACUGGCAGUGCGUUCACUCACAACACUCUUUCCAAUAAAUCUUUUAAUCAUGCCAAAUAUGAAAACUGUUAAUAGAUUUGCUUUGUUCUAGUGAAACAUAUUUGUUAGACACACCACCUUCAGACGAAAUGUAAAUAAUUUAAAUGUAUUUAAAUUAUAUUUGUCUAAUGCAUGCACUUUUAUAUUGUUUUUGUUAUACACAUUUUAUAGCAUUAUUUAAUUUUUUAUAAAAAAAAUUAAACACAUUUGAGUAACUUUUCAUAUUAAUAUAUGUACACAUGAUUGUGUUGAACAAAUAAAUAAAACAUUUGCAGUUCCAUUUCA
Messenger RNA from Danio rerio (zebrafish), 2699 nucleotides. The record is from RefSeq and is a predicted model, not a curated record. Lineage: Eukaryota; Metazoa; Chordata; Actinopteri; Cypriniformes; Danionidae.